Paramacrobiotus metropolitanus is the source of this 1179-nucleotide messenger RNA. RefSeq names its product acanthoscurrin-2-like. The record is from RefSeq and is a predicted model, not a curated record. The coding region runs from base 271 to 834 and encodes 187 amino acids. The transcript has 2 exons. Lineage: Eukaryota; Metazoa; Tardigrada; Eutardigrada; Parachela; Macrobiotidae.
UCUUGCAUUGAUCAUUAACGUUUGACCAGGAGCAUCGCUUUAUGUAAAGUGUAUUUUUUAUUUGCAUACGCACGGCCCUACGAUGGUAUAGUGUGUACUGUUGUCGCAGUAAUUAUGAUCAGUGUCGAGCAUUGAUCAGUUUCUGCUAGUUUGACCAUCGCGGCUAUUUGGUACCAUCAAUUUUUUAUUGACAAUCUACGGAUUCAUUGUUGUUGCAACUUUCCAUCACAAAAUCAUCGCUGACUACGUACUACUACUGUUAUUACUAUCAUGUUAUUAAGACAUUUCACCGCCGCCAUACGAUGGCUAACGGGGACACCUUUAUUGCUACUCUUGACCUUUCUCUCCAUGACCACCGCCAAUACGACCGGCGGUGUCCAGAAGCAGACGCGACAGUAUGGCGGUUACGGGGGCGGCAGUUACGGGGGUUAUGGAGGAUACGGCGGUGGUCUAGGGAGUAGCCUGUACGGCGGACUGGGUGGAUUGGGAUUAGGCGGUCUGGGAUUGGGAUUAGGGGGUCUCGGGGGAAUCGGCGGGUUGAGCAGCUUGUACGGAUUGGGUGGACUGGGUGGAUUGGGCGGAUUGGGAUUAUACGGCGGUCUGGGUGGGCUUAGUUCGCUAAGCCUGCUGGGUGGCGGCUUAGGCGGCCUCGGUGGCCUGUAUGGCGGACUGGGAGGCUUCGGUGGGCUGGGAGGAUUAGGAGGAUACGGAGGGGGUUUCUAUGGCGGUGGAGGCUACGGAGGAGGAGGAGGAGGAUAUGGCGGCGGAGGAGGAGGAGGAUACAGCUCCGGUGGCGGAAAUUACGGAGGCGGUGGUGGAAAUUAUGGUCGAUAAUCGGAAAUGGACUGCUUGUUCAACCACAUGACAUUUGUUUACCGCCAGUAUCCUGUGUUGCUACCAUCUUCCCCGCAAUAAACGCCAGAUUCACUUGUAUGGUUAUGGACACCGUAUGUCAAAAAAGACAAUUUCUUGUUCGUAAUGAAAAUAUAUUACAUUUGUUUUCGAUAGCGAGAAAUUACGUACUGUUUUGUUUUUCUGACUCCUGAUAAUCGUCAAUGGGAUUAUUUAUUUGGUGAUUCAUCAUCAUCAAAUCUUAUUUCAGUUAGCUAAUUUCGGAUUUUUGUUUUCACAUAGAAGCUUGAUAGUGCUUACACUGCAAUAUACAGUAGUUAAUAUAGU